Molecule: messenger RNA, 3450 nt
Organism: Calypte anna (Anna's hummingbird)
Lineage: Eukaryota; Metazoa; Chordata; Aves; Apodiformes; Trochilidae
Gene: RHOU
Product: ras homolog family member U
Exons: 3
Coding region: 45-893 (282 amino acids)
Biological process (GO): small GTPase-mediated signal transduction
Molecular function (GO): GTPase activity; GTP binding
Source: RefSeq, a predicted model, not a curated record
CGCGCGUUGCCCCGCGGUCGGCGGGGCUCCGCGUCGCCGCGCGGAUGCCGCCGCAGCAGGAAGGCGAGGCGGGCUACAUCAGCAAACCGGUACCGGGAGGCUGCGAGGUGCCGCCGGUGCCCCCGCGUAGGGUCCGCAGCGGACGGGCGGCGGCGGCGCUGGGGGCCGCGUUGGGCGGACGGUGCCGGGCAGCGGGGACCGGGACCGGGGUUGCGGCGGGGAGCGGAGCCGGAGCUGCGGGCGGAGCAGAACCGCGGCGGAGCAUUAAAUGCGUGCUGGUGGGGGACGGCGCCGUGGGGAAGACGAGUCUGGUGGUGAGCUACACCACCAACGGGUAUCCCACCGAGUACAUCCCCACCGCCUUCGACAACUUCUCCGCUGUCGUGUCUGUCGAUGGGAAGCCGGUGAGACUGCAGCUCUGUGACACAGCUGGGCAGGAUGAAUUUGACAAGCUCAGACCUCUGUGCUACACCAACACGGAUAUCUUCUUGCUCUGCUUCAGCGUGGUGAGCCCUUCCUCCUUCCAGAACGUGAGUGAGAAGUGGGUUCCUGAAAUCCGAUGCCACUGCCCCAAGGCACCCAUUAUCCUGGUCGGGACCCAGUCGGACCUCCGGGAGGAUGUCAAAGUUCUCAUCGAGCUGGACAAGUGCAAAGAGAAACCGGUGUCGGAGGAGGCUGCAAAGCUCUGUGCUGAGGAAAUAAAAGCAGUGUCCUACAUCGAGUGCUCUGCUUUGACUCAGAAAAACCUCAAGGAGGUCUUUGAUGCAGCCAUUGUGGCUGGAAUUCAGUACUCGGAUACCCAGCAACAACCAAAGAAAUCCAAGUGUAGGACUCCGGAUAAGAUGAAAAACCUCUCCAAAUCCUGGUGGAAAAAGUACUGCUGUUUUGUAUAGGGGUUGCAAGGACCUGAGUGCUGCUCUGAGGAAAUGGAAUAGAGGCUAUAUUAGCUGAUUUCUCAUUCUGUGUUGUCCUGAGUGUAUAGUGUAGAUCUGUAUGUAUGUGUAUAUGUUGCUACUGGAGAUCUUGGUUGCCAUCUCAAGGGUGGCAGAAGGAUUCUUAGUUAAAAAAUGGCUAUAAAUCAGGUCUGGCAUCCAGUUUGGUGACUUAAAACCUCUCGUUAAGGAAGAAGAGGGCCACACAUCUGUGAGGGUAGAAGGAUUUGUCCAAAGGAUUUGACUUCUUUUGUUAUAAAGGUGUGUGAUGGGGAGGAGCACACCAGAGGCCUUUGCUGCCAGGGCUUCGGAGGAGGAACGUGUGACUUUGGAAGAGCAGAGAUCUGUAGAUGGACAGUCAAAGGGAAAAAAAAUAACACUGUGCCUCCUAACUUGACAUUUGUAGCUUUAAAACCCCACUCCUGCUCUCUUCUCCGUGGCUUCCUGAGCCAAAAUCUUCCCCCCAAAUCUUGGGGAUUGCUUUAAAAAGGGUAUGUGAGGGGUGUAACGUAUACACUAAUGCCGUGGUUGGAAAGGUCAUGAAUACACCUUCAGCUUGGGGUGAGGGAACCUAAUCCCUCACAGAGCUGACAUCUCAUUUGUCACCUCCUGACUUUAUGGAAGUCCUCUCUGUCCAUUUUCCCCCUACCCUUCCCAGGAAGCUGAGUGGAAGCCCAAGGAAGACGACCAACCUUUAACUCGCUACCUCGAGCAGUGGCGAUUUCCUCUGUAUUUUUGUAGGCAUGAGCACAGUUCAUCUGUUUCAGCUGAAAGGAAUGUAAGUGCUGUUGUGUUGGGUUUGUUUGGUUAUCUUUUUUUUUAUUAUUUUUAAUUUUUUUUUUAAACAGAUGUGACAAAUAUCCAUGCAGCACCGUGUAAACCACACCUGGUUUUAAGUCUACAGCCAAGAAUUUCUGGAUGCCCCUCCUUACCUUUUGAGGCUGCUAAAUAAAUAACAAAACGGGCAGAUCAAGAUUUGUAGCAAAUCAGACUUUAGAAAACUGGGGCUGCUGUGUCCUCUUCUCAACCAAGGUCGUGUUUCCCUUUUAAAGGCAACAAUCACUUGUGGCUGAAUCUUGUUCAAGCUCAUAGUAGUGAAAUUGGCUGAGGUCACCUUGAAACUUUAACUGAAUAAUACUUUUUUUUCCAGAGUAGUGCAACAGAUUAACUGAGAUGUGCCUAAAAUGUAGCUGAGUGAUCAACAUCAGAGCUGAGUGUGAUCUACUCUCUUGACUGUAUCUCCUUCCUACUAAACUAAUUCCACCCCAGCAAGUUUGAGGGACCUGAGGGGUAACAUGACUCCAUGACUCUCUGAAAGAAUCAGCAUUUUAACUUAUUCAGCAGAGGACAUACAGUUUGUGCUGUCUGUCUGCCUUUUUAUGGCCCUGACUCUUUUUCUUUUUUUUUUUUUUUAAUCAACCAGGGUUUUUUUGUUGUGUGUUUUUUUUUUUUUUUUUUUUUGUCUGUUUGUGUUUUUUUUUAAUUUCUUCCUUUGGCCAUAGCCUUGAAGUGACCUUUUUCAUAGUCUCAAACUAAACUGCAGUGACAGAAAGCCAGAACCAUUUUGUCAUCAGAAGUGAAUCAGUGCCUGGUAUAAAGAAGAUCUGUGGAAGCCAUUUGAGUUUAUAAAGCUGACCAGAGUUUACCUCCUGGCCCAUUAAAGAAAAUGACACUAUGUAAAUGGAUUCUGAGCUGCAUUGGCAGAUGUUCCACAGGCUGUAUUUUUUCCUCCUCUCAGCAAAAUGAGUGCACAGAAUGGGUAACAUUCCAUUGCUGAAAACUUGAAAACGAGAUGGAAAUCUUUACCUAGGGCCUGAUUCAAUAAAAAUGUGUUGGCUUCUGCACUGGAACAGCCUGGAAAAACAGUUUCCAUAGCACAGAAGCUGGAUGCAUUUAACUUGGUUGCAUCUGGUUGGUAAUGGUUUAAUGUUUACUGGUCAUGAAGUUAACAUCUGAGCCUUUAUAUUUCUUACUCGAAUGCUUUGACAGGAUUUCAGAUAUGCAGUCAUACUGUCAUCUUGGAAAAAAAAAAAAAAAAAGAAACAAAACAUAAAGCCAGAUUUCUCUUGGGUGCUUUGCUUCUCUGUGAAAAAUGGUCUCAGUGGGUCAAAAGUGUGGGUUUGGAGAGGAGACAGGCUUUGAAUUGGAGCAGCUUCCAUGUGCAAAAUUAAGUUUCUUCUGCAAGAUCAUGCUGCUUUGUAUCAGGCCAUACUGGAAGCAGCAGGUUAUCUUUUAUAAGCAGCCUGUUUCAUAGUCUGGAGUAGCAUUACUUUUAAAUGUAGCCAGCUGUGACUGUUUCUGAAAAUGUGAUGUAUAUACAACUUGUUUUAGCCCUUACUAGGUGUAUGUAAACCAAGGUCUAAUAACUUUACAAAUACUGCUCUACACAGGGCUACACAGGGUCUAGGUUUUAGGAAUAUUACUUUUAAAAUCACCAGUAUUUUAUGAGAGCAAGUGAGGGGGGAGAUGUCUCUAUGUAGUCUAUAAGCUGAUGUGCCUUAUAAAAAAAACAACAAAA